Podarcis lilfordi (Lilford's wall lizard) is the source of this 3143-nucleotide messenger RNA. The record is from the annotation of a GenBank genome assembly. NCBI's taxonomy places the organism in Eukaryota, Metazoa, Chordata, Lepidosauria, Squamata, Lacertidae.
CCAUAGAGUACAUGACAGGUUGCCACGGUGAUCGCUCAACCUUCCAAGCCACAACCUCUGCCGCUGAACUUCUACCAAGCCGUGUUUUCUUCUGCAGUUUGGUAAAGACACGCAGGCUGUUAUUACCAGCCUUAUAAUACUCCCUUAGGUUCAACUCGCGCUCCGAGGAAACGCUCCGUUUUAGCUCAUUCUCACGGAACGAUGGUCGCAAGACCACCUAGGCCCCCGUUUCGUUGCCAUGGUGACGCUUCCGAGUCUUCGCCACUUCCGUUAAACGCAUUCGUUUCAAACCCUCCCCUUUUGCAGCAGCCGUAAAGAUUGUCGUACAGGCGGAAGGUGAACAUCGCUGCAAAAGAGUGAUAAUUUCACACAGUAGGUAAGAGAUAUGAAGAGCAUUUGGGCUCAGUAAAAGUUGGCGGGGAGGCAGAGGAAGCAUUAUUGUCAUUGCCUUCCCCUCUUAAUCUCCGUGAUUCCUCCAGGUUUGCAGAAACAGUGGGAGGGGGAAGGUCCCCUCUAAAGACCUAGUGGCGUCCCAGGUGCAGCUCUUUCGUGGUGCAAAAUGGGGUUGUGUCUCGUAUCUGGCUUAUAAAUGUAAACAGGUUUGAUAUAUGGCUUAUCGGACAUGCCUUUUCCCACAGGAAGCCCCGGGAACUGCAGUUUAGCAGGAGUGCUAGGAGUGCUUGGUAAUCCUUUCACAGAACUUCAAUUCACAUAGAAUAAAAAGAGGCUUGCAAUAAUAAGUUUCCAUUUGUGGCAUAGACUAAAGGAACCUGGAGUUUCAAGUUUGUUAUCUUUGUAAGUCACUGUCACCAUUUCAGGGGCUGCUAGGCUAACUACGAACUAUUAGCUAUGAACUACUCUGCCCUUUUUUGUAGAGAAGGUGAUCAAGCAUCAUUAUUUUGGUUGUUUUUCCCCUGCAGAUAUGCAUAUCUUGUUAUAUUGUGGUUUUACUGAAUCCUUUUCCCAAGCAUCUGAAUGUUAUACAUUUAUAGGAAUUCUCACAUUUUACCUUCACAAAAAUCCAUGAAUUAUGUUAGGCUGGGAGGUGAUGGCUAGCCCAAAGUCACCUAGUGGGGAUUUAAACUUAGGCUGGCAAUACCCAGAUUCAGCAUCCUAUCCACUUCCUUGUACUAGCUUAUAUGUCUGUCCUCCCAUGCAAAAUAAAUAUCAUUUAGAAGUUGCUGUAUAAAGUAGUGCCCCAUUUGAAAUGCAGUUGUGUGAAUUUUAGAAAGGUGCUUAUUACCCUUUUAAUUUUCUUUCUUAAUAGCAUCAUGGACGCACGUUUUACCCGUGGAAAGUCUGCUAUCCUUGAACGGUCACUCACCCGACCCAAGACUGAUGUUAGCCUUAGUGCCUUUUCAUUAUUGUUUUCUGAGAUUGUGCAGUACUGUCAGAACAGGGUCUACUCUGUUUCUGAGCUUCAGAACAAACUUUCUGAGCUAGGUCAGCAGGUGGGUGCUCGUAUCCUGGAUGUGUUGGUGAUGCGGGAGAAAAAUGGUAAGAGAGAAACCAAGGUCAUCAACAUUCUCCUGUUCAUCAAGGUUACCGUAUGGAAGGCUCUCUUUGGGAAGGAGGCUGACAAGCUGGAGCAAGCCAAUGACGAUGACAAGACUUACUACAUCAUUGAGAAGGAGCCUCUUAUCAAUACUUACAUUUCUGUUCCCAAGGAGAACAGCACACUCAACUGUGCUUCCUUCACAGCUGGCAUCGUGGAGGCUAUGCUCACUUGCAGCGGCUUCCCUGCCAAGGUGACAGCCCACUGGCACAAGGGAACCACCCUCAUGAUAAAAUUUGAUGAGUCAGUAAUAGCACGUGACAAAGCCCUGGAUGGCCGCUGACUGCUUCAUUUCAUUUAAUCUGGAUUGUUUGUGUGUGUAUGUAUAUGUAUAUGCAUAUAUACACACACUUUGACAGUAUCCUAAAAUAACUACCCUGACCAUGCUUGGUGCAUGGUAAGGGAGAACCAAGUGGCAUCGGAACAAGUGACUGUGUCCCAUAUACUGAUGGUAAAUGUUUCUACAGCAUUUGUACUGAUUACACAGGACCAAUUCUGUUUCCAGAAAUCUACCCUUAAUUCUGUUGCUUGACUCUUGGCGAAGGCUUGAGGACGGAAUGCAGUUCACGUUCCUAGCCAAGAGAUAACACAGUCCUGAUUUGCAUAUGAGCUAUGUAAUUUGAUGUAAAGAUUCCUCUCAUGCUGUUGUAUUGGUUUUGUUGUUACCCCACUGAUAUUAUCACUAGAAAAGCACGGAUGAAAGGUUAUUGCUAGGCUGCCAGCUUUGGAAUGAGCUAAAUUGUCUCUACUCAUUCUGUUGCUGCUUCUUACCUAGUGCCUAUCAGUUAUUAUUUAACUUUGCAGUCUGCUUGCUGUCUUGCCUCUAGGAAUGAGCUGCAGCUGCCUUAGCAAAUCAAGUGAAACCCACAAAUUACAUUACCAGUUUGCUUAAGAGUGGCUCAGACUUGCAAAUGAAGCACUUUAAGUAAAAAGCUCAAGGGCAGGGGUAAAACACUCCAGAACCGGUGAGAGCUUUACCUGCUUCUGUAAAAUACACUGUUCACUGCCCAUGUUUCUUCUUUGAAUACUUGUCUCCACACCUGAGGAAAAUAUCUAAGAGUUGUAAAGACUCAUUUGAUAGUUAUUCCAAGAGCUGUUCUUACAGGGCUUUCCCUCAGCAUAACUGGUCCUUCACAGUGUUUCCUGUUUGCCCUGAGAAGAGAGGAAAGUGAUGUCACCCCCAAACUAAGAUUUCUCUCUCUUUUCCUUUUUAAAAAAAUGGUAAAAUAAAUUAACUAAAAUACCAAGAAUAUACUGUUGAAAGAUAUUUUAUUGCAGAAAUCUCAUCUAAACCAGUCAGUUUCAAAUCAUUCCAUACAAUGAAGAUGCUAAUGGUUUUGAAGAAUUGUUUACCUGGUUAAUAAAUUCCAUAAAGUAAUCCAUUAAGGAUGUUUUUGUCUGUCUCUCUCUCUCAACUUCAUUUAGUGUGUUGUUCCUGUUCUGUGCACAGUCCAUUUUGUGUGGCUGUAGUAGUGUUCACAUUCUUUCCAAAUAGCAUUGAAUUGUUGGGCUUAUAUCUUUGUUUUUAUUAUAAAGAUGUAAGUGAAUUUAUUUGUUUUUUGUCAUAAAAUUUAUUUUUGGAUAGUGG